ACAUAUUACAUACCAAUUAAAUAAGAUGUAGAAAAAGUAACACUAGUUACAUUCAAUUAAUUGUAUUAACAUAGUUGACAGUGCAGGUAUUAGGUAUACGAUGCUGUAACGCUGAGUGCAAUUAUAGAGUUGUCCACCAUGGAAGACGGCCUGUUUGACAUUCCUGACUACAACACCAUAGAGGAUGAAGCUUUCCCUCCGCUCCCACCACCUCACUCCCCAGGAGGACAAGAGAACGGAGACCCUUUUGGAAAUGGGGACGGAGACGGCGAUGUGUCCGGGCUGGCGGACGUCCCUGCUGCUAAAAGGAAAGGAGUAAAGAGACCGCAACCCAAGCUGGACUCUCAGAGGCUCCUCUCAGAAAGAGGACUUCCAGCUCUGCGAACACUGUUUGAUAACGUCCGUUUCAAAGGCAAAGGGAAGGAGGCUGAGGACCUGCGGCUGCUCAUGCAGAAGAUGGAGAACUGGGCCCACCGGUUGUACCCCAAAAUGCAGUUUGAAGAUUUUAUUGAGAAAGUGGAGAAGCUGGGCAACAAGAAGGACGUGCAGACAUGCCUCAAACGGAUCCGACUGGAUAUGCCAAUGAUAUACGAAGACUUCAUGGGUGGUGAAGAAGCUCCUGAAAACGACGUCCUCAGGGAGCCAGAUCCUUUUGAAGAGGCGGGCUUUAAUGACCUGCAACGGCCGAUCCACUCCACCCCAGCUCCUGCUGCCCCUCCUCCGAUGGCCUCCCCUCCCACUAUGCCCUCCCAACCCGCACUAUCGUCCCCUCCUUAUUCCUCCCCAGCCGCUCCCUCCCUAUCGGAGGAGCAGCGUCGACGCAUGGAGCUGAACAGACAGCGGGCUUUAGAGAAGAGGCUCUCCCGCCAGCAGCAGCCAACACGUGAGGGUCUAUUUAUCAGUUCAGUGAGGGACAAAUCCUCUACAAAUAAUGCCAACAAACCUCAGCCAAUCACUAUCCAGAUGCCUUUAGAACAAUCAAAAAUCAACCAAUGGUGAUGCUUUCAAGAAUAUGAAUUGCAUUCCCAACAGGCCAGUUGGAGAUUUUUUAAAAUUAUUUUUAUUUUAAUAUAAAACAAAUUUUUUCCUUAAAAAAAGUAACCCUUAACAAUAUAUAGACAUGUAUAAAAGAGAAUUUAAAUAAUACUUAAUUUACCUUGAA
Notothenia coriiceps (black rockcod) is the source of this 1162-nucleotide messenger RNA. RefSeq names its product timeless interacting protein (gene tipin). Gene Ontology annotation, biological process: replication fork arrest; DNA damage response; DNA replication checkpoint signaling. The transcript is spliced from 7 exons. Bases 139 to 999 code for a protein of 286 amino acids. Gene Ontology annotation, cellular component: nucleus; replication fork protection complex. The record is from RefSeq and is a predicted model, not a curated record. Gene Ontology annotation, molecular function: DNA binding. Lineage: Eukaryota; Metazoa; Chordata; Actinopteri; Perciformes; Nototheniidae.